Molecule: messenger RNA, 6084 nt
Organism: Vespa crabro (European hornet)
Lineage: Eukaryota; Metazoa; Arthropoda; Insecta; Hymenoptera; Vespidae
Product: retinal guanylyl cyclase 2
Exons: 24
Coding region: 979-5142 (1387 amino acids)
Biological process (GO): protein phosphorylation; intracellular signal transduction; cGMP biosynthetic process
Molecular function (GO): guanylate cyclase activity; peptide receptor activity; ATP binding
Source: RefSeq, a predicted model, not a curated record
UAGCGACGAGGAGAGCUCAGUUCGAUACCGAACGCCAAAGCGUUCGGAUCGUUUCUCAUGAGUAUGCAGCGGGUUCUGGUUUUUCUCUCGUUCUUCUACUUCUAUCUAUAUCUAUCUCUUUCUUUCUGUCUGUUUUUCUCUCUAUCUCUAUCUCUCUUUCUUUCUCACUUGCUCGCACAUUCAUUCACUCUCACUCACUUUCUCUUUUCGUCUCGUCAGUCGAGCAACCGACGAAUGACUAACUAACUGAUCGACACCGCGUGUCAAAGUUUUCAUUAAUUUUCUCCGGUGGUCAGCGUGUGUAAUGUACAAAUCGAUCUUACGAUCAUGAUUGAUAUCAACGAUAAUAUCUUCGAAUUUAUUGUGCAUCGUUGUUAAUUGUUACUCCACGCAGAAUACUUAGGAUACAAACAGAUAGCAGUAUGCAUCGUUCGCAUUUGCGUCCAUCGAUAGAGAUGUACACAUUGCCAAAUGGAAAUGGUACAAAAUUUUUCGGACAAUCGGGAAUUACUGGAUAUUUUGCGAAACUAGAUACGCAAUUAUUCAUGAUAUCAAUCCGAAAAGCAAUAUACGAAAGGCAAGAAGAAGCUUGAUUGACUUUCCUACGGCUGGUCUCCCGAGAUAGAAUAAAAUUCAUUGCCGACGAAGAGUGUGGGGUGUAUAAGGCAUAAGAGAACGGGACGAUAACGAAUCAAUGCAAUGAGUUACGAUAAAUGGAAUUGAAGUUUAAUCGAAAUUUCGGUGAGAGGAAGCAAUGCUAUCGUGGACCGAUGUGGACCUAGAAAGGAGGUUCCUUCGCUAUAUCGCUGAGCGUUGAAUGGAUAAACCGCUGCUAAAAUCCGUCAAUGGAUUGAGGAUGUCCUUCUCUAUUUGGAACGAUACCAGAUAUUACUACGGUGCUUUAUGAGCUUUGCUGAUAAAUAGCAGGCAGUAGAGCAACGGUGGCAACGGUAUUAACGGCAGCAGGGGCAGGAGCCCAUGGCUGGAAGUUAUCUGUACCAGUGGUGGUGGAUCCCAAUUGUGAUCCUAUCUAGAUGCUGUCUACUUCUUACUACCGAUAGUAACCUACCUUACUUAUCGCAAUAUCCGGAAGAAGAGUAUUCGGAAUUCCACCCAAUUGAUGACGAAGUAGUGGUGUUCCUUCACGAACAAUGCAACGAGGAGGUCAAUUUAACCGAUAUUCAAAGUCAGUUACAGCAUUGGAGCAUGAACCUUUCCAUCAAUAUAUUACCGAGAUCUUUGACCUGUGAAACGCGGUCCUGGGGUUUCGGCGCUUUGCUAUAUUCUCUCAGCCAACCUACAACGAAGGCUUUGAUAGCCGCACUCGAUAGCUCGAGUUGUGAGUUCGUUUCAAAAUUGGCCCAUACUUGGAACAAGCCUCUAUUCACGUGGACUUGUCCUUUGAAAAACUUGGAAGAUCGAAGAUUAUCGAGCAUAGUGAGACUUUCUCCGGCUUUACCAUCUCUUGCUCAGGCUUUGGUAGAAAUGUUUCUUCACUUGCAAUGGAGAUCCGCAGCGAUUAUUGGCACGGUAACGUGCUUCUUUUCAACAGACGAGGAACCAUGGUCGAGUCUAGAUCGGGUCGUUGUUGAUGCUCUUCGAACUAUCGGGAUUGUACCACGAUAUCACGCAAUAUUACCGCAACGCGCUACAUGGAAUCAAGUUCGAAGGACGUUGAAAUCUCUGCAUUAUAUAUCUCGCAGAGCUACGGUGCUUUGCUUGCCCCUGAACGACGAUUCAACGAAUCGUAUUUUGACCGAGCUGGAUGUAUCACGGGAUUCGAGCAUGUUGACUUCCAUGAUUCUGAUGAUCCACACAGAAGAUAAUGAUCUGUUUCUUCCGCAGAUUGUGCCUACGGCAUCGCCACUUGAGACGCCAAUUUCACUUUCGUUUACAAGUACUCAGUCUUCCAACUUUUCUCCUUCAGACCUUCCCCGAACUUAUACGAUCGUAGAUCAAAGAACGGAUGAGGGAAGUGCGAAAAUGAAUCCAUCUCAACGAUAUGUACCCUCACAAAAUCUCAGUGGUACCACGUUAGACAAUCUGCUUAUAUUAAUGCCACUCGAUCAAAGAUACGAUAUUCAAGAGAUGUUAAAUGGCACAGAGUAUUACACGCAACCGACAUUAAUCGAACGUUUAAACGAAUCACUCGGCAUUAUGAUGCACGAUAAUGGUACUAUAAAUUCUUAUAAUAAUAAAAUUUACACUUAUGUUGUAAUGGAUUGGCGUGUCGAUAAGUGGGAACCUAUUAUGAUGAUAUCUGAAGAGAAGGAAGGUUUAACAGUAAAAAGAUUAACUACCAACGCUCCCGCCUUUUUCACAGUAGAAAAUAUCGAUUUUAUUCCUUGCGAUGCUGAUAAUGAUUGCACAAAUGGUCUAUUGGAGGUAUCCGUCCAUGCUACACAUAUCGUAGCUGCCAUUUUGGGAUCUUUAUUCUUCGCUUUUCUUCUUGUCUUCCUAGCAAUAUUUAUCCGAAAACAACUACUCAAAAAUAGAAUAUCAGAAGGCCCCUAUAAGAUUAUUCUAACGGCAUCCGAUUUCGUCUUUCCGCAGACUAAUCACACGGAUUCAAAAACGGUUGAUAAGGGGGUCGAAACAAUGCUAUGCUGCUGGUUGCAGCCGUUGCAGGAGUUUGGUGGACCAAAAGUUGAGAAACCUGAUUUGCUUCAAGUAGGCACCGUCGGUUCCCACAGGCCCUAUCUACAAACUAGUACGGGAAAUUUAGCGAGACAAACUUUCUUCAAGGUCCGACGUGCUAUGUAUAAUGGUGAUUUGGUUCAACUGAAGGAAUUAUCCUGUCAAGGUACAUUCGAAUUGAAGAAUAAAACAAUGGGCGUUUUAGUUACGAUUCAUGGCCUACGUCACGAAAACCUCAAUCCCCUUAUUGGAUGCCUGAAUGAACCGACAAGACCAUGCCUUGUAUCGGAAUAUUGUUCAAGAGGAUCGUUAGAAGAUGUACUGGUUCAAGACGAGAUCAAACUUGAUUGGUCAUUUAGAUUGUCUUUACUUACGGACUUAGUGCGGGGUAUGAGAUAUCUUCACGGUACACCGAUUAGGGUUCACGGUUACCUUACAUCACGGAACUGUGUAAUCGAUGCACGUUGGGUCCUUAAGAUUACUGAUUAUGGCCUUCCAGCAUUUUACGAAGCUCAAAACAUGUCAUCACCUUCAAAAUUAUUUCGCGAUCUUUUGUGGACAGCACCAGAAUUACUUAGAGAUGUGAAUCUUCGAAAGAAAGGUACUCAACCAGGUGAUGUUUAUAGUUUUGGUAUCAUCAUGCAAGAGGUCAUUGUACGCGGCGAACCAUUUUGUAUGUUAGCUUUAUCUCCCGAAGAUAUAAUAGAGAAAGUGAUGAGUCCACCACCAUUGAUUAGGCCAUCCGUUAGUAAAGGUGCAGCACCACCAGAAGCUAUUAAUAUAAUGCGACAAUGUUGGGCCGAAUCUCCGGACAUGAGACCUGAUUUUAACUGUGUCCAUGAUUUAUUCAAGAAACUAAAUUAUGGCAGGAAAGUAAAUUUCAUUGAUACUAUGUUCCAAUUGUUGGAAAAGUAUUCAAAUAAUUUGGAAGAAUUGAUACGUGAACGUACGGAACAACUCGAUAUGGAGAAAAAAAAGACGGAACAGCUGUUAAAUCGGAUGUUACCAAACUCGGUGGCGGAAAAAUUGAAAUUGGGCAUCCCCGUUGACCCUGAAGAAUUUCGCGAAGUCACCAUCUACUUUUCGGAUAUUGUAGGUUUCACGACAAUCUCCGCUCAUUCAACACCUUUUCAAGUAGUAGAUUUACUUAACGACCUGUAUACGUGUUUUGAUGCAACCAUUAAUGCAUAUGCUGUUUAUAAGGUGGAAACCAUAGGAGAUGCUUAUAUGGUAGUUGGAGGAUGUCCAGUUAGAAUUCCUGAUCAUGCCACUCAAGUGGCUACCAUGGCACUUGAUUUGUUACAUCAAAGUGGAAGAUUUAAAAUAAGGCAUCUGCCACAGAUGCAAUUAAAAUUAAGAAUCGGUCUUCAUACCGGUCCUUGCUGCGCUGGAGUUGUCGGUUUAACAAUGCCACGUUAUUGCUUAUUCGGUGAUACUGUAAAUACUGCAUCGAGAAUGGAAUCAACGGGUGCACCAUGGCGUAUACACAUUAGUCAAGCAACGAAAGAUCGAUUAACGCAAGCUGGCGGAUAUAAUAUCGAAUAUCGUGGUACUACAGAUGUUAAAGGAAAAGGAAAAAUGCCAACUUAUUGGUUACUGGGGAAGGAAGGCUUUGACAAGAAACUGCCAACACCUCCACCUUUCGGAGAGGAUCAUGGAUUGGAUGACAGUCUAGUAGUAAAGAACUCAUUGAACGAUGGGCAAGCAGAAUCAAAACAUCUACGACGCACAUUACUCGCAAAUAAUAGAAAUUAUAGCAUACACGAUGAAGAAGAUGAUGAAGACAAUAUCAAUGAGAAAGGAAAAGACAAUGGUAAUGUGAAAAUUGUUGAAGGGAAUUCUUCGAACGCCUCUUCAUUUGAAACGUCAGAAACAAAGAAAGUUAAUGUAUCUGUACAUGAUGAAAAAACACUUGAAAAGAGUAAUUCAUUAAAAUCAACGGAGGAUCUAUUUGAAAUGUUGAAAAAUGAACGUAUGAAUCAAAAACCGGCUGAAUUUAAUGAUAUAACUAUUAAGAAAAGUACAUCCAGUGAUACACAAAUUUCAAGUAAUAUAUUAGCAGUAUCCGAUACAGAAACAACUGCGACAAUCUUAGGCGCUUCAACUACUUCUUUGACAUCAAUUGCUAGCUCUGUUGCUUUAUCUUUUCGAUCAGCUGCAGCGAGUAAACAUAGAAGGCUCGUCGGUGGUAUCGAUGAGAACGAUCUUAGUACACCAUAUAAUCGCUACAGAUGUCUUUCUCCUAACGAACACAACAGAAGUUCUAGUGGUCGGUUGUUGAAAAGGCAAUUUAGUUUAGACAGAGGUGACGAGCCUGUAUCUAUUGCCAUUCAAGAGCCAACAAAUCAGAGAACAAUUCAACGACUUUUUAAACAAAAUAGUGCAGGAGCAGCAAAUGAUUUAGAAAGGAUCGAGGAAGUACCAUCUACUCCUGGACAUAUUUCACAAAGAUUUCGUCACACAGCAUCGGUUACACUAUCUGUUGAAUCUUUAACGACCCAUUAAAAACGAAUUACUAAAAUUAAAAGAAAUGUUCAAUGUUCAAAGUCAUCAUGUUAUCUGUCAAUACUCAAAACUAGGGAAAGUAUGAAAUUGAUUUGCAAUAUCAACAAAAUAUUAUAACAUGUUCAUUAUUAAAUAUUCCUUUAAAUGUGUCAUAUCAUUGUUGAUCAUAGUAAUGCAGCAUGAUUCUGCAAACUGAAUUUACUCGAUACAUCAAUGAUUAAAAAACGUUACAUUUGUUGCUACUUUAGAAUACUCACAGGUCUAAACUACAUUACUAUAUCAAAUCGAUAUAUAAGACUAAAUGUUGUUACAACAUAACUUUCUCAUCUCAAUAUGAAAUCAUUCUGAAUGUAAAAUAUGUUGCAUGUUAUGUUAUUAAUUGUUCCUAUGGUAGCUUAAUAACUUUUAUAAUCAAAUAUAUAAAUUCAUGAACUAUACGAGACAUAACUGCAAACAUAAUUGAAUUGAAUUAAUAUAUAAACAUAUAACAAUAGAAACAAAAUCAUUUCUGUUAUGCAGCAUUUUUUGUAAUUAUUUAAUUUAUUUUACAUUCAAAAAUGUACAAUUAAUGCUUUCUUAACAAAUAUUUUUUAUUUAUUUAUUUAUUUUAUAACCAAUUUUCUAUUUAAGAUAUGGCUAUGUACCAUUUGCAUUCAUUUUCAUAAUACUAUAAAAAAGAAUUAUAAAAGAGAAAUAUGUAGAAGACAAUCGUUGAAUGAUAAUUAAGUGAGUUAUCUACUAUUUUUACCAUGAGAGGAUGUUACAUUUUGAGAGAUUAUAGUUCUUUGAUGUUAUUAAAUGGCGUGUAUGAUGGAUGUAAAUAAUCCACGAUCUUUUUAAUCUUACUUGUAUGUAUUGUAUAUAUUCACAUAUUAAAAUAAUAUAAUAAGUAAUUAUUAUAUUAAGUAAUUAAUAAUUAAAUAAUAUAUUGUUUAAUUCAAA